GAAAGACCCAUCAACCACAGUGAGGAAUUAAAACCCCUCCGACCAGAAACUGUGGAUAAUUCUAUAGUUAAAUCCUCGAAAAUCAUACAUCGGAAAAUAUAUUUGAAUCCGUGAGUCUUCUUCUGCUGAAGAUCUGGGAAAGUAAAGACAAAGGGGGAAAGAUGAAGCAGGCGAGAUUUCUGGAUUGGUAUGUGAAGAUUGCAAUUGGAUCUGCUAUCAUCGGCGGAGGAAUGGAGUUCUUCAUGAUCAAGACCGGUUUCUACGACAAGGUUACUGUACUAGAAGCUGAGAAACGAGCCUAUGAAAAUUCCCCUGAAGCUCAAGCCAUGCGAGAAGCUCUUAAUCCCUGGAGAAACAAGGACGCUGCAGCUAAAAAAACUCCUUAGAAAGGUUCAGUCAUGAAGUUACUUUUACUCACUCUCAAACUUUGCAAAUGCUGCUUCAGCCUCUGCUAUUUUGAGAUAUUAAGUUUUUCAUUUGCUAAAUGUAGCAGCUUUGAACACAUUUACAUGUUAUGAAUGAAGAAGAUAAAAGAUGCUGAAAUAAAAAACAAAGAUAUGGGUUUUGAAGGUUCAA
Messenger RNA from Raphanus sativus (radish), 576 nucleotides. RefSeq lists its product as uncharacterized. Lineage: Eukaryota; Viridiplantae; Streptophyta; Magnoliopsida; Brassicales; Brassicaceae. The transcript is spliced from 2 exons. Bases 162 to 386 code for a protein of 74 amino acids. The record is from RefSeq and is a predicted model, not a curated record.